Entrophospora sp. SA101 is the source of this 1224-nucleotide messenger RNA. The record is from the annotation of a GenBank genome assembly. Lineage: Eukaryota; Fungi; Glomeromycota; Glomeromycetes; Entrophosporales; Entrophosporaceae.
AUGACCGAUCAACAACAACCCCAAACUUUACUUUUUACUUGUUUAGCUUGUCAAGUUGGUUUUUCUUCUGCUGAACUUCAACGAAAUCAUUAUGUUUCAGAUUGGCAUCGAUACAAUUUAAAAAGGAAGGUUGUCGAUUUAUCACCUGUAACCUUGGAAGUAUUUACUCAAAAAGUCUUGGCUCAACAACGAAAAAAUCAAAUUGCAAUUGAAAAAGAAAAUUUUUCUGUUGAAUGUGGUGUUUGCAAUAAAAUUUAUUAUUCAAAUAAUGCAUAUGUAAACCAUUUAAAGUCAAAUAAACAUAAAGUUGCAGAAACUAGAUCCACAACCACUACUAGUAUUAGUGACACAAAAACUAAAGAUUCCUUAUUAAAAAAUACCAGUAACAUCAAUGUAGAUGAUGAUAAUAAUGAUUCACAAAAAAUGCCGAAAAAAGAACAAGAAAUUAAAGUGUUAACAAUGGAAGAUGAGACAAGCACUUUAUUGUUGGUGGAUAAAAAGAUAGAAACUUCUAUUCGUUUAGGAGAGAUGGAUUGUUUGUUCUGUGCACAUAAAUCCGAUACUUUUGAUGACAAUAUCACUCAUAUGGCUAAAGUUCAUAGUUUCUUUAUACCUGAAGUUGAAUAUUUAGUUAAUAUACGAGGAUUAAUUAAAUAUUUAGGAGAAAAGAUUUCGGUUGGUAAUGUAUGCCUUUACUGUAAUGGACGUGGAAAGGGUUUUCAAAGUCUUGAAGCCGUUAGAAAACACAUGAUUGAUAAAGGCCAUACUAUGAUAAUUUAUGAUCAAGAAGAUGAUAUUAUGGAAAUAUCUGAUUAUUAUGAUUUUAGAUCUAGCUAUUCUGAUCUGGAUAUUGAUGAUGAUAACGAUGAUGAGGAUGAAUUACCAAAAAGGAACAUGAUAUAUCAAGAUAAAAUGGAAUUAGUGUUGCCUUCAGGUGCACGUAUUGGUCAUCGCUCCUUGGCAAGAUAUUAUAAACAAAAUCUCCGUAAUAGAGAGGGAAAUAAUGACGUUUCAAUAAUUAAAAAAUUGAUAACUCAUUAUGCCAAUAGUAUGGGUUACUCACAACAAUCUGGAGGUGUGUUAAUCACACAUGAUGGUGAAAAAAAUUUUAAAAUUCUUCAACGAAAUAAAUAUCAAGAUAAAAGACGUCAACAGAAUUUUGAUACACGCAUUGGAGUCAAAGCAAAUAAAUUACAACGGUAUUUUAGACCACAAAUUAUGUAA